Molecule: messenger RNA, 329 nt
Organism: Staurois parvus
Lineage: Eukaryota; Metazoa; Chordata; Amphibia; Anura; Ranidae
Source: the annotation of a GenBank genome assembly
AUGGUCAGAGACUGCAGACAUGGUAGAGGAGAAUGUGAGAGACUGCAGACAUGGUGCAGGAGAUGGUCAGAGACUGCAGACAUGGUACAAGAGAUGAUGAGAGACUGCAGACGUGGUAUAGGAGAUGGUCAGACACUGCAGACAUGGUACAGGAGAUGGUCAAAGACUGCAGAUAUGAUACAGGAGAUGGUCAGAGACUGCAGACAUGAUACACAAGAUAGUCAGAGACUGCAGACAUAGUACAGUAGAUGGUUAGAGACUGCAGACAUGAUACAAGAGGUGGUCAGAGACUACAGCCAUGCUACAAGAGAUGGUCAGAGACUACAGAU